Lodderomyces beijingensis is the source of this 702-nucleotide messenger RNA. The record is from the annotation of a GenBank genome assembly. NCBI's taxonomy places the organism in Eukaryota, Fungi, Ascomycota, Pichiomycetes, Serinales, Debaryomycetaceae.
AUGCUUGACAAUUCCAUGUCGUCCACUCCUUCAUCGUCACCAAGUAAAAGACCAGCACUCUCACCCAAAUCGUCCAAUAAUGCCGUCAACAACAAGAAGUCGCCGCUAGGCAAAUCCGGUACAUCAUCGCUUCCGAGGACCAAAUCGUUGAGCAGCACCAACUCUUUCAAUUUCUUCAAAACCGCAAGUCCCUCACCUAAUAAAAAAGUCGCCAUAUCGCCAAGCUUGGGAUUUUCAAUAUGGGAAGACUCGCCGAAACCCGCCCCUGCAGCCGCUUCUGCGCGUGAUUUCCCACCUGCAACGUCAAACAAAUUGAACCAUAACGACCAAGAGAAUAUCCUCCAACCUAAACAAGUGCCCGUGUACAGAAGUAUCGGUGCCCGGAAACCGUUGAUGGACUUGAGCGUCAACAAGUAUAGAGGCUACGUGACGCAAGGGUCUACGACUCAGCAAUUGACCACCUUGUACGAACCGGCCAAUUUCAACAACGAUUUCAAGUCGUUGCACAAGUUCACUGAUGCUCCGGGAUUCGUGACGCCUAGUCGCACCAACCGCGGCAAGUAUUUGGUGAGGUCUUUGUCGCUGGAGAAAAUCCUGGGCCGCGUUCAAAAACAUUCAAGGUCAAUGUCCUUGGGUAAGAACGAAAUGAAACGGACAUUGAUUAAGAAGAACAGCUUUCCCAUCUUGUCCAAUUCAAGUUAG